Molecule: messenger RNA, 4866 nt
Organism: Penicillium robsamsonii
Lineage: Eukaryota; Fungi; Ascomycota; Eurotiomycetes; Eurotiales; Aspergillaceae
Product: non-ribosomal peptide synthetase
Exons: 3
Coding region: 1-4866 (1621 amino acids)
Biological process (GO): fatty acid metabolic process
Molecular function (GO): phosphopantetheine binding; medium-chain fatty acid-CoA ligase activity
Source: RefSeq, a predicted model, not a curated record
AUGGCACAAAUACCAGGAUCAUCACUUAUAGAUCAGCUUCUACACCUCCGCAGUGAGGCCUCUCACCCAGACGCUUCCCACCACCUCUCCUCCCUACUAUCCUCGCACACCGGUUCUUGGCCUAUUCGUCACCUAAUAACAACCUUUCAGGACAUCUACAAGUCCAUUCCAGAAUACACCAAGACCAACAACAAUGAAUUCAUUACACACCUUCGUGCACAAGUCAAAGCAGCCACACCCAACGUUGCAGAACUAAUCGGGACAGACUCUCGCCCCGGUCUCAUCGAUGCUAAUACCGGACGGCAUCUGACACAUAAUACUAUCCGACAGUUCUUGGAGAGUUUCCAGAUUCCUGUGGGACCUUCCCGUCAUGGAAAGCCUCGCAUUGCUGUCAUCUUGCCUAACGGCCCUCUUAUGGCAGUGGCUGUUCUUGCUUUCGUCAACAGGUAUACCAUUGUGCCUAUGACAUCAAACACAGUGCCAGAGCAGUUGCAGAUGGAUAUAGAAAACGCAAAAGCUGAUGCUGUUGUCGCGCUGGACGCUGACAUUGGCAAGUUGCAGCUGGACAAUGGUAGUCGGCCAGUGUUUGGCAUUGAACAGCUUGAAGACAUGACUUUCCGGGUGGUCUCUGCACAAAACGCUUGUAGUGCGUGUGACGUUCCCCCCAAUUCCGGGGACGACAUUGCCAUUAUCCUGUUCACCAGUGGUACAAGUGGUACUAAGAAGCUGGUUCCCAUUACAACUUAUAACCUCAUCGCGGGUACUAUGGCUACGAUAGAGUCGGUGGAACUGUCCACGACAGAUAUCUGUCUUAAUAUGAUGCCGCUGAACCAUGUUGGUGGCAUCAUGCGCAGUAUCUUCUCCCCCAUCCUAGCCGGCGGUGCCACAAUAUGCUGCCCAUCGUUUGACCCCAGCAUGUUCUGGGAUGCCAUACAAACCCCUCAUAUGACACCAACUUGGUAUUAUGCCACACCCACGAUGCACCAAAUGAUCCUUGCGGAAGCCGAGCACCGUCCCGAUGCCGUUAAGCAAAGCGCCAUCCAGUUUAUCUGCAACGCUGGUGGUGGUCUUCCUCCAACGCUUGCUGUGCAGCUUCAUGAUACUUUCCACUGCUCUGUCCUCCCCAGUUACGGCAUGACUGAAUGUAUGCCUAUUGCUGCGCCGCCGAGGGACUAUAAACUUGAUCGCCAUGGAACCUCGGGACGGAUUGUUGGUCCUGAGGUUGCAAUUUUGACCGAAAGUGGCAAGCCUGUCUUGCAAUGUGGAAUGCUCGGACACAUCUGCAUUCGUGGAUCACCCGCUUUCGAAGGAUAUCUGACCCCCGACGGCAAGAUUGAUACCAGCGCGUUCAACGAAUCUGGCUGGUUUGAUACUGGUGAUCUUGGACAUCUCGAUGCCGACAAUUACCUAUACAUCACUGGCCGUAGCAAGGAGGUCAUCAACCGUGGUGGUGAAAUUAUAUCUCCCGUCGAAGUGGAAAACGCCGUGCUGGCCACAGCCAAAGAUCCUGAAUCCUCGCUGUAUGGUCGCGUCACUGAGACAUUGGCUUUUUCGGUCCCAGACGAGGUGCUACAGGAAGUCGUCGGUGUGGUUAUCGUCACACCUCCAGGCCUCACUAGGCCGGAUAUUCGCCAGAUACACGAAGCGCUGCAGCCUAUUCUCCAUCAGCCCAAGUGGCCCGCUCUGGUAGUAUACAUGGAUGGUGUGCCAAAGGCAAACAACAAGAUCCAACGCAUCAAGCUCGCAGAGCGGUUGUCCUUGGAGACCUUAACCACGGCCACGCCCCUGGCAAACAGGCACUAUGAAGCUACGUGCCCGCCCGCUGGCGCUCCACUCAGUGCAUUGAUCCCGAAAAAGGCGUGUGUAAUCGAUGAUAAAAUCAUUCGCUCGGUUCUUUCCAAGAAAGCGAAUGCGCCUGAGGUGCACGUACAAAUCAACCCGCGCGACGGGCUCGCGCAGGUUGUUUUGUUUGUCCAGAACCCAGAUGAUGACUAUGUGACACCUGGCCAGCUCCACAACCAGCUUGAUGGCUAUCUCGUACCUAGUCGUAUUAUCCCCCUCAAGGGUCCCAUGCCGGUCGAUUUCUACGGAAAACCCGACCAGGCCGCUAUCAAUGAGGCCAUCCGCUCCCGCAACUCGGAUGGCGAUUUAUCGCCCGUUCAGCGCCGCGUGCGGGAGAUCUUCGCUGUGGCUUUGUCUUGUGCACCAGAUGAAGUAUCUGCAGUUACCGACUUCUUUGCUGCUGGAGGUGAUAGUCUUAGUGCUGGUCGUAUGGUUUCGCAACUUCGUCGCGAAUUCAGCAUUUUCCUGGCCGGUGACAUUCUUUUCCACCAUAGCACUAUCGGAGCGAUAGAGCACAAGAUCACUGAAGCCGUUGAUGUCAAGGCUGCGAAGGGUGACGAUGGGGAAGUUGAAUUGCCUGGUUGCGAGAAGACAUACAGCAGCACGAACCCAAUUAUCUUGAUCCUGCAUCUGUUCCCAACUGUGUUCUUCUUCCCCAUGAAGCGCGCCUUCCAGUGGAUGAUGUUUGCAUACGUCAUGGCUGAGUGCUCAAAUCGAUUCCCUAUUCGUGAUAAUCUCAUCGGUCGCUUGAUCCUGGUUGUUUUCGCCGUGAUGUCAGCUCGCUUAUGUUCACAAAUAGUGUCUCCUAUACUUGCCAUCGUCUUUAAGUGGCUCGUCAUCGGUCGCUAUAAGGAGGGCAUAUCACCUAUGUGGGGCCCGUACCAUACCCGCUGGUGGUUGACCCAGAAGGCAUUGCAGGUGUGCGGAAAGGGUCUCUUUAACAACUACAACUGGUCCCGGAUUCUCUUUUACCGUCUACUUGGCGCAAAGAUUGGAAAGAAUGUCACCAUGUCUGCAUCCGCUAAGCUUGGUGAGUAUGAUCUCAUUGAGAUCGGUGACAAUGUCGUUUUGGAUACUUGCCUUUGUCGCCCUUUCGGCGUGGAGCGAAACACCUCUAUGCUGUUGAAGCGCAUUCGCAUUGGCAAGGACUCUUCUAUUGGUAUUAAGUCGAUUGUAGCGCCUGGUGCAGAUAUCCCCGAGAGGACCUGUAUUGGUCCCAACUCGUCAAGCUGGGAACUCCAGGACGCCGAUGAGUCUAAUCGCCAAUUGCUCACUUCUCAGAUCCCUCAGCCUCACUGGAUCUGGAUUCUCUUGAUUGUUCAGCCAAUCAAGAUUAUCACCUGGAUGGCUGCUCGUAUUACCUGGAUGGGCGGUCUCAUCCCUAUGGUUCUCGAAUUCCCUACUCCCGCGGCCGACAUGUUCCGGUCUACCCUAAAUUGGUACACAUCUGAUCAACGGGUUGCAUUCCAUAUAACAGCACGGAUCUGUCGUGCUAUUGGUGGUCCAAUUGUGCUCUUCAUUGCGGUCUUGAUUAUAAAGUCCUUGCUAGAUCUCAUCUGUGGCAAGCCUAAGCCUGGACCUGCCUCGAGACAGACUACUCGCCAAAAGGUACGGAGUGCGGUGCUUGCGCAGAUUCUACCUGCGGGCGACAUUCAUGAACUCACCCGCCUUACUGGUCGUCACUAUGAAUUCGUCUCGAUGGCUGUCCGUGCCCUUGGUGGCAAAGUUGGCAAGCAUGUCUACUGGCCCAGUGUUGGUCCCGUCACUGUCGAUUUUGAUCUCAUUGAGGUUGGUAACGAUGUUGUCUUUGGCUCUCGCUCGACUUUGGUCACAUCCGAUGGCUACGGCCGUGACCGCAUCGUGAUCGGUGACGGUAGCAUGGUCGGUGAUCGUGUCGUCGCUUUACCCGGUACUACCAUCGGCCGUGAAGCCAUGAUCGGCUCCGGUGCGUUGCUCCGCCGCAACGGUGACUAUGCUGCCAACACCGUCUGGACUGGGAGCAAGGGUGGCGAGGCUAUACAGUUCCCAAGUUCUACUUCCACCUCGCCCUCCAGUUCGACGGCUCCAACCAUCAUCGGAGACAGUAGCAGCAGCCCCAGCAGCGACAACGAAGACGGGAGCACAAUCAGCAAGAAUACCAUCAACGAGAAGGAGACCGAUGUUGGUGGUAAGAAUAAGACCGCCACCGUUACCGAGAUUGAAAAGGGUUCGGAUACCUGCAAGCCUUUCGGUCGUGCCUUCUACCGCCGCGAGGCCAACUACUACGUCCUCCGCAUGUGGCAAAUUGUGAUCUAUUCUGUCUUUUCAGUUAUUGUCACAACUGUCUACUGGCUCCUUACCGUGCUGUUCUCCCUUUUUGCUCUCCGUGCUGUCCUAGACUACAGCGAUGCGGCUGGUUUUAAGCAAGGUGCCUGGCGCCCAUUCGCUCUGUAUGGCCUUCUCGCCUCAAUCCUAUCUGUCAUUACCGCUGCUCAAGUAUUCCUUGCCUUUGGCAUUAUUCUCUGCAUUAAAUGGACGGUCGUUGGCCGCCGCAAGGAAGGCGCCUACCACUGGGACAAGAGCAGCUACAACCAACGCUGGCAGUUCCUCCUCUCCUGCGAGACGCUGAUUAAAGACUGCUAUGAUGGAGUAGGUCUUCAGCCAAUGAUCUCGGGCUCUGCUUAUAUUUCCUGGUACUACCGCCUCUUAGGCGCGAACAUUGGAAAGGACUGUGCGAUCCACGCCAACGGUAGUCCCAGCAUCUUCUUCACAGAGCCUGAUCUCGUCACUCUUGGUAACCGCGUUGCUGUCGACGAUGCCAGUUUGGUUUGUCACUUGAACUCGCGUGGUGGGUUUGAGCUGCAUACCUUGAAUGUUGGCGACCGGAGUAUUUUACGCGCUGGAUCGCGCUUGAUGUCCGGCGCUUCGAUGGGCCAAGAUGCUUGUCUUUUGGAACAUACCUUGGUUUUGUCGGGUGACCAUGUUGAGAACCGGGACACACUUCAGGGAUGGCCCGCUGAGGGCUUUGAAGGGAAACGUGUUUAA